This is a messenger RNA of Brienomyrus brachyistius, 5386 nucleotides long. It is a transcript of the gene mcf2la, whose product is annotated as mcf.2 cell line derived transforming sequence-like a. Gene Ontology annotation, cellular component: extrinsic component of membrane; cytoplasm. The transcript is spliced from 34 exons. Lineage: Eukaryota; Metazoa; Chordata; Actinopteri; Osteoglossiformes; Mormyridae. Gene Ontology annotation, biological process: positive regulation of Rho protein signal transduction; intracellular signal transduction. The record is from RefSeq and is a predicted model, not a curated record. Gene Ontology annotation, molecular function: protein binding; guanyl-nucleotide exchange factor activity. The coding region runs from base 87 to 3932 and encodes 1281 amino acids.
AUGUCUCUCAGCUCUCAGGCUGAGGGGCUAUUAGAAUGAUGUAGUGUCACCUGGGGUUGUGAGACCUCUGAGUCCGUCUCUGAUUAAUGAGUGUCCGAAUCCCCGCCUGUUCAUGCAGAUCUGAUGAGGUGACACUGCAUAAUCUCCACACCCGAAUCACCUCCUCCUGCUCCUGCUGCUCCUCUCAGUCAUCGCCGCGGAUUUGCGUUCGCCGAAGCAGCGUUCCGGUGCCAGCGGGCCUCCUCACGGCGACCAGCAACAGCGGCAGCUCGGCUCCAGGCUCCAGCACCGACACACCAGGCCAGCCACCCCGCCCCCCGCCGCUGUGCAGAAUGAUCCCCUGGAUGAGAACUGAGGAGAUGGCACAGGAGCAGCUCGUGCAUAGGCUCAGCACCGUCGUCUGCAACAUAGACGAGAUCAUGCAGGCAGAGAGCCGCCCGCUCUGCGCCUCAGACAUUACAUUUCAGCUGCAGAAGCAGUUCGCCUUCCUACCAGGAGGUCGUCAAGAUGGAUGCCCCAUCGUCGUGUUCCCAGAGUUCCCCACGUUUGGCGAUCUCCCAGAGGAGGAGUUCCACAGCGUGCUGACAUACCUCACCAGCGUUCCCAGCCUCAACGCUUCAGGGGUUGGAUUUGUCCUGGUCAUUGACCGCCGGCUGGACAAAUGGGCAUCGGUAAAGGCAACCCUGCUGCGUAUAGCGACCUCCUUCCCAGCCAACUUGCACCAGGUUCUCAUUUUGAGACCCACUGCUCUGUACCAGCGGACUAUUUCCGACAUCCUGUUCAACCUCAAGAAGGAUGAGUUCAAGAUGAAGGUUCCGGUGAUCAUGCUGAGCUCAGUGACGGAGCUCCACACCUACAUCGACAGAACGCAGCUGACAGAGGAGCUGGGUGGGACCCAGGAGUACUGCCACGAGAAGUGGAUUUCGCACCGUACCGCCAUCGAAGGCUUUGCUCUGAUGGUGAAGAAGACGGCCCAGACGCUGCAGUCCUUCGGGACGGAGCUGGCUGAGACGGAGCUUCCCAAUGACGCCCAGGCCACCACCAGCCUCUUAGGGGCUCACACGGAGAAGAAGGACCAGAUGAAGGAGGAUCUCCGGAUAGCCCAGAACCAGGGGGGCAGGCUGCUGGAGAGCAUUAAGGAGCCGGUGCUAAAGAACCCAGAGUACAUAAUGAACCAGGACGAGCUGGAGAACCUGGCCACAGUGCAGCGGCUGAUGUCCCAGCUGGACGAAACGGAGGAAGCGUUUGACGAGUUCUGGCAGCGGCACCAGAUCAAGCUGGAGCAAUGUCUGCAGCUGCGGCACUUUGAGCAUGGCUUCCGGGAGGUGAGGGCCCAGCUGGACACGGCUGCUGAGCGACUCGCGGGAUUCACCGAUGUGGGGAUCAGCCCCGCCCACGCAGAGCACAUCCUGCGGGAGCUGAACAGUCACGAGGAGAAAGUGUCUGACAUCCUGAUCUGUGCCCAGGCCCUGGCCUGUGAGGGUGAUCGGCUCAUUGAGAGCUCGCACUACGCCGUGGACUCCAUCCUGCCAAAGUGUGGCGAGCUGCGCACUGUGAUGGAGGCCCUGGUGACGGAGCUGAGGGCCCGCAAAGGCCACCUCCUCAAGGCCAUGGAGCUUCACCAGACGCUGGAGAAGGCUGCUAAGUGGUGUGAUGAUGGAAUCUACCUGCUGGCGUCGCAGCCGGUCGACAAGUGCCAAUCACAGGACGGGGCGGAGUCUGCCUUGCAGGAGCUGGAGCGCUAUCUGGACACAACCCCGCAGUACCGGCUCACGGACAUUGGCGCCAUCUGGAGGGAGUACGAGUCCGUGCUCACCGCCGAGCUCAGGGAGCUUGUGGAGAAAGGCUUCCAGAAGCAGGCAUCCAUGCUGGAGAUGUUCCACAAGCGGAUGGUGAGCCUGAAGAAGCUGGCGGCUAAGCAAACCCGCCCCGUCCAGCCCGUAGCCCCGAGGCCAGAGGCCUACAGCAAAUCGCCGCUGUCCUCCCCAGCUCACCGGGUCCCAGAAAAAGCCACCAAUGAGGACGAUGCUCCGAACGGAGAGACCUGCAGGAGGGCGGACGCUCAACGGCAGAACAGCACCACCAGGCACGCCUCACAGUCUGAGGAGGAGGAGAACCUGGCCGUCCUGAGACGGCACGUGAUGAACGAGCUCCUGGAAACAGAGAGGGCCUACGUGGAGGAGCUCUUGUGUGUGCUGCAGGGCUAUGCGGCGGAGAUGGACAAUCCUGCCAUGCAGCCCCUCAUUCCCAACGCCCUUCAGAACAAGAAAGAAGUUCUAUUCGGGAACAUGCCUGAGAUCUAUGAGUUCCAUAAGAGGAUAUUUCUCAGGGAGCUGGAAACGUACACGGAGUCUCCCGAGUUGGUGGGACGCUGCUUCCUAGAGAGGAUGGCAGACCUACAGAUUUAUGAGAAGUACUGUCAGAACAAACCUCGCUCCGAGAGUCUGUGGAGGCAGUGCUCAGACUGCGCCUUCUUCCAGGAGUGCCAGAAGAAUCUGGAACACAAGUUGGGACUGGACUCCUACCUGCUGAAACCCGUCCAGAGAAUAACGAAGUAUCAGCUUCUGCUGAAGGAGUUGCUGAAGUACAGUAAGGGUUGCGAGGGUUCUGACGACCUACAGGAGGCGCUCACGUCCAUCCUGGGCAUCCUUAAAGCCGUCAAUGACUCCAUGCACCUCAUCGCUAUCACUGGAUACGAGGGUAACCUUAGCGACUUGGGCAGGCUGCUGAUGCAGGGCUCCUUCAGCGUGUGGACAGAGCAUAAGAAGGGUCACGCCAAGGUGAAAGACCUGGCACGUUUCAAGCCGAUGCAGCGUCACCUGUUCCUGCACGAGAAGGCGCUGCUCUUCUGCAAGCGGCGGGAGGAGAAUGGGGAAGGGUACGAGAAGGCGCCCUCCUACAGCUUCAAGCACUCGCUCAACAUGAAGGCCGUGGGCAUCACAGAAACCGUCAAGGGGGAUAACAAAAAGUUUGAGGUGUGGUGCAACGCCAGAGAGGAGGUCUACAUCGUGCAGGCAUCAACCACGGAGGUCAAGAUGGCGUGGGUGAACGAGAUCCGCAAAGUCCUGACAGGACAGCUGAAGGCCUGCAGAGAAGCCAGCCAGCAGAGGGCGUCAGACCAAACAUUCCAGUUCCCUGUUUCAGAAUCGGCCCCUGUCAGCUUAAGUCCUUUGAAGAACAGUCAUAGGGGUAGUGUGAAGAAGGGAGAGGAGAAGAAAAUGGAGUCCGCCAGCCCCGAGCCAAGCUCCUCAUCUUCACCCAAGUACAAUGACAAGAGCAAAGAUGAGCCAGUCACCAGCCCCACCACAGAGCGGGCAGCCGUGGCCAAAAAGCGCUUUACCUUACAGGGCUUCAGCAACCUCAAGAGCCAGAAAGGAUCCCCCACUAGCCCAGACCACAAAACCAAACGGCACGAGGUUAAGAGCGACCCAACUCCUUUUGGCAUUAGAGAUACAGGCCCACCCGUCUCCCUGAAUAGGGUGAAAUGGCUCAGUAGCUCCAGUCUGAUGCAGGCCAGGAGGAGAGGCUGGGCCAAGGCCUCUCUUUCUCUGGACAUCUCGGAGGAGAAUGACGGCUACUCCAGUACCGAGGACCCCCUGAACUCUGACCCUGAGGAGGAAGUGGGCAGAAAGCUGGCCCCAGGGAAGUAUACAGUGGUGGCCGACUACGAGAAGGGGGGACAGCAGGACCUGACUGCCAAGAGCGGAGAUGUGGUUCAGCUGAUUAAGGAGGGCGAGGACGGCCAGUGGUUCGUGCGUAACCUCAAGACCAGUAAAGAGGGGUGGGUCACGCUCUCCAACCUGCUGUCUCUUAUUGGGGAGUCUAAGUCCUCCCAGUCCCUCAGCAGCUCAGAGGGCAGUGCCUCCGGUCAUCUGAGCACCUCGUCAAGCUGCAGCGAGACCUACGCCAGCUUCUCCGAUAUCAAGGCCUGAGGCCACGGCACGCAGUCGCCCCCUGAUGGUUUUCACUUCAUGUUUCCGCCCAUCUUCACUAUAAACCAGUGUUUCUCAUCACGGGCCUCGGGGACCCACAGACUGUCAGUGUUUUUGUUCCCUUCCAGCUCCCAGUGGGAGCAAAAAUGUGGACAUGGGACAUUUCUAGCUAUCAGAAAGAUCCGGGGCUAAGUAAAGCUUACCUGGGGCUUGAAGAUUGGCAUCAGGGCUAAAAUACCCGGAGCUAUAGCCCCAAGUGAUCAAACUUAAUAACGCCCAUGACAUGGACUGUCUGUGGGUCCUGGGGGACUGGACUGCCCUAAACCCCUGUCUGCAUGUGCGUGUGCGUGUGCGUGCUGGGGCAGCAUUACCCGGGAUUGCCGCACAAUCUGAUGUCCUCAGCUACAUGUUUCUCUGAAAUGUGCUAUUUACAUAGCAGGCGCCCCAAACUUUACUGACACUGUGGUCCAUUCAUGUAUGUCACAAGAAUGUCUUUUCAGUUAAAAAACGUUACAGGGCAUUUCGAAAACUUUCGAAAGAAUAUAAACUUAUAUCAAUGAAAUCGCUUUUUAUACUCAUGGUUACUGCGCCCAUGCACUGCAUCGCUGAACUGGGUGUUGUGAUCACUGCAGGUGGAUUUGUCAGGUAUGAUCAGACUGGCUCUGUCGCUGUGAACGAUACCUGUAAGGUGCUGAGUUCAUCCUGCUCGAGUUACUCAGAAGCACCGGUGAUAUGUAACAUAUUUCCCGGUAAAAGCCUGGAGGGACUCAGACUACUUUGUUACCUGACUUGAUUAACAUUGAUGUUGUGUAGAUAUAUCAUUGGUACACAAUCACAUGCAAAUGUCACUGAAGUAUUGUUUAAGGGUCAUUGUCUUCACACUGGAUGUCGUUUUAAAAACUUGUCGUUAAGCAUGGAGCGUUAUUUAAUAUCACAGAAAGGAUGGAUUUAUAAAAGCAUCCAAAGAAGUUGAGGUUAUAAGUCACGGUAAUAGUCCGCCGUGGCACACUGUAAACGGCUUGUUUUUUAUACGUCUUAACUGUUUCCGUUUUGUUUAUAUCAAAUGAAACUGAUUAGUGUAUGAUUACAUUACACAUUACUUGUAAAACAAUCAGCCGUCCCGUAGCCCUGCUUAACGCUUCCCGGUUCAGUAUUAUGCCUGAUAAUAUUUGUUACAAAUCCCUGGACACUCCUCCAACCAGCAAUUGUCAUUGAGUCUACUGGAAUUUUUGUCAGGAAAUGUGAUGUAAAAUAAUGUACUUUUUUUCAUUUGCACUCUAAGUCAAUAUGAUAUUGAUGUUAUUGUUUAUCACUCUUUAUGCAGCACAUUGCCGCAGAUGUCUUUUUUCCUAUGGUAACUGGGUCAAUAAUAAAAUUAUGUAUAUAUGUAUGUAUAUAUGUAUGUAAGAAAGUCUACGCUGUACUGAAAGAGAAAAUAAAGCAACUUGUAUUAA